ACAGCCGUACGGCGGCGCCCCCGGCGUAGGGCCUGCGGGUCCCAGUGUCUCCCACUUUGUGACUUUGCUGGCCUCGGCCCUGCGCCCUCGCCACGCUGUUGCUCAGUGUUUCCUCAGGAAAUGUUUGGAGGCACGGCAAGACUAAUAAGAGCGUUGUGCGGUGCUUUCCACAUCUUAUCUCUUUCUUAUAUCACUUACAGCCUUUAUCUCCAGUGCACAGGGGAGGAAGCCGAGGGACAGAAAAGGGAAUUAUCUUUCCCAAGCUCAGCAGUUGAGACCAGAGCAGACGCCGCCGGAGCCUUGGCUUUUAAGUCGUCGCUGUUUUACGGGCCUGGUAAAAUGAGACUCCUAGCCACGACCGGCGUUCUUGGAGGUUACUGCAACCCAGACACCACCGCCUAGGAGCUCAUCAUCUAAGAAGGGAACCAAGAGAGGCCUAAAGGAUAACCAGCAAUACAGCAAUCCCGGAGCAAGUCUAAGAAGGGUGUUGGCAGUAUUUUUCUGUUUGUCAAGAGACGUAUUUUGGCCCUCCUGUCUCACCAUCCGCGUAUGCUUCCAAAGCAGCCGUAAACUCCGCCCCCUACGCUCAGGACGGCGCGAAAACCCAAUUGACAAGAACUCCCGCCGAAGCCCCGCGGCCCGAUCUGUGUUCUGUUGGCUGUAGGCACCCGGGCUCAAGUCCUGGGCGCUCAGCCUGGAACUGCCGCCUCUGAGACGUCCUGCACUGCCGGCCGCGUCCCAGGGCCCUCGCUGCCCGCGCUUUGUCACCGCCUUUUUCCGCGUUUGUCUCGACGAAGCUGGGCCCAGUCUCCGCGCCCGUUUUGGGCGGGUGGGCGCGGUGGGCCCCUGAGACUGACUCGGCGGCCCAGCAAUUCGCUCCUACCGGAGCCGGCCAGCUCCAUGGCCUCCAGGCAGGCUGAGCCGGACCGCGCAAGGUCCUAGGAGCUGGGAUUCGGGGAAGCAGGGAGCAUGGUGGGGGUCCUGGCCAUGGCGGCUGCUGCUGCUCCCCCUCCAGUGAAGGACUACGAGAUUGAGCCAUGCAAGAAGCGACGAAAAGAUGAUGACCGAUCUUCCUGUAAAACAAUUACAAAAUAUUUAUCACCGAUAGGGAAGACUGGAGACAGAGUUUUCUCUCCACCAAAAUCUAGUAAUAUUAUGGAUUAUUUUAGAAAGACUUCACCCACAAAUGAGAAGACACACUCAGUGAAAGAGUGUAAGAUAAAGUCAUCUGCACCAUUGCCUGUUGAGAAUAACAAAGAUUGUAAAAAACCUUUGGACACAUUCUCAAAUACAGUAUUUAAGAAGAAAGUAAAGAGGGUUAAUUUAUCUCAACAGCUAAAUAAUAUAAAAACUGAGAAUGAAUCUCCAAUUGAAAUUAACAGUGAUGAUAGCAAAGAAGACUGUAGUUUAAAUAAUGAUUUUGUGGAAAAUAGUGCUUCUGUUUUACUUUACAAUAAACAUGUGGAGGUUCUUGUAGAAAGUAUUCAUGAUGUUGAAAGACAGUCAAAUGCUAUGACUUUCAAGAAAAAUUCUAAGAAAGUGAAUCCUAAACAAAGGAUGACAAAAGGUGAUUGUAAAAGGUUAGGAAAAAGGAAAUACAGAGAUGUAAUAGAUCUAUCUGAAAGUUUACCCUUGGCAGAAGAACUAAAUCUGCUUCAAAAUAGUGAUAAAGACAGCAAAGAGAUAGUAUCUUCCCUAACUAAUGAAAUUGAGAGUACUACAAAUGAAGCAAACUCUAGUGAUCAUGUUACUGAAACAGCCCAUUUAAAUGAUUGUACGAUAACUGUCUCAUAUGAAGAAUUUUUAAAAAGUCACAAGGAAAAUAAAGUGGAACAGAUACCAGACUCAACAAUGUCAAUUUGUUUACCUUCUGAAACUGUUGAGGAAAUAGGCACAAGUGGUUAUAUAAGUGAAUCAGAAAACUGUGAGAUAUCUCAGCUGAUGCGCUUUAAGACAGUUACUGUCCUUGCACAAGUUCACCCCAUUCCUCCAAAAAGGACAAAGAAAAUACCCCCAAUUUUCUUGAAACAAAAGAAAUUUGAGAUGGAAAAUAGUCUUUCUGAUCCUGAGAAUGAACAGACAAUUCAGAAAAGAAAAUCUAAUGUUGUUAUACAGGAGGAAGAAUUAGAAUUGGCUGUGUUGGAAGCUGGAAGUUCUGAAGCUGUGAAACCAAAGUGUACCCUAGAAGAAAGGCAGCAGUUUAUGAAAGCAUUUAGGCAGCCAGCAUCAGAUGCAAUUAAAAAUGGUGUCAAAAAGUCUUCAGAUAAGCAGAAAGACCUCAAUGAAAAAUAUUUAAAUGAAGAAGGACGAGAUAAUAAUUCUAAGAAAAUCAUGGAAAAUCUUAAUAUUCAAAUGGUUUCAAAUGGUAGUUCACAGUCACACGCUGAUAGAAGAAGUUUUCCUAUGGAGAAAAGUAAAAUGCUAAAGAAAAAGAAUAAGGAAACAUUAGAUACUGGGGCUACUACAGGUGAAAACCAAAAAGAAAAUCAAAAGAAAGAAACAAUUCUUUCCUUAAGAAAUAAACAAAAUCAGAAUAGACUUAGAAUGAGUUUGAGACACAAGAAAUCAGAAAUUUUCAAAAGCACUACAUUACUUAACAGUGAAAAUCUUGUUUGUGAAGGUAUAGCAAAUGAUGACCCUCUAAUGAUUUCUUCUCUGUGUGACAAGAAUAAAUCAUCAAGGAAAACCAGCACAUCAAUUAAAGAAAAGAUUAUAUAUCCUAAAGCUGAACCUGAAGACAGAUUGGUAAAUGUUUCCACACCUAAAUCAUCCAGACGAUCUAUAAGAAAUAGCAGCACACCUACUACCAUUAGAGGUCCUGAUUAUGAAGAUGUACAAGACAAUAGUCCAGUAAAGUUUUCUACUCCCAAAACAGCCAGUGUAUCAGAAAAGCAUAGCCUAUACACAGCAGAAUUACUAACAGUACCCUCUGAUUCAGAGAGCCCUAUUAGAAUGAAAUUUACCAGAAUUAGUACUCCCAAAAAAACUAAGAAAAAAUGUAAUAAAAAGUCUAAGAAAUCAGAGGCAACUGGUGGAGAUUUUACUUCUCAAAAUAGAAAGGCAAGCAAAACUCAAAAAAAUAUAUCAAAAGCAAAACAAUUGAUCGAAAAAGCAAAAGCUUUACACAUCUGUAGGUCAAAGGCUACUGAAGAAACAGUGAUACCUUUAAGGCGUUCCUCUAGACAUCAGAGGCUUCCUGAAGGAGAGAAACCACCAAAAACAGAAGAUGUUAUAAUAAUAGAUUCAAGUCCUACUUCUUUAAAGACAUCAGAGAAAAAUCAGAAGAAACUUCAGUGUUUGAACGAUGUGCUAGGAAAAAAGCUUGACAAGUCUCCUAAAAAUGUACCUGGAAAAAUGAAAGUUGCCCCUUUAUUUAUUGCCAGAAAGGUUCCAAAAACAGCUGAUCCUGACUUUGGUUUGGAAGAGAGCAGUCAAGAUACAUCUGAGAAAUCUCAGGACUGUGAUGUACAAUUUAAAGCAAAGCGUGAUUUUCUAAUGAGUGGUUUGCCAGAUUUGUUGAAACGACAAAUUGCAAAGAAAGCUGCUGUUCUGGAUGUGUACAAUUCAUUGAGUACCAGUUUCCAGAAAGUUGUUCAUAUACAACAAAAAGAUGAUGGGUGUUGGUUAUGGAAUUUGAAACUACCUUCUUGUCCUCUGUUAACUACAUUUAAGGAGUCUAAUACUAAAGUAAUAGAUCUCUCAAAAUGUGUUAUUGCUCUUGGUGAAUUUUCAACAUUGAAUUCAAAUUCAAAAAGUAAUUCUGCUGUCAUGCUUAUAAGGACAAGGAAGAAUUUUACUAAAGAAGUAAGAAAUCUUUUGCUAGAAGAAAUUAGGUGGUCAAAUCCUGAAUUUUCUGUGGGAAAAUAUUUUCCCUUGCUUCUAAAAAAACAAAUUGAGCACCAGGCACUUUCUGAGUAUCAUGGUAAACAAGAAAAUCCACAAGUAGAGCUUGAUAACAAUCAAAAAGAAAGCAAAAGGAAACGAGUGGAAAUAGAAAAUCAGAAGUCAAAAAGAAAGAAACCAAAUGAAUAUUCAGUAAGUCCAGUAAAGAUAAAUGGGAAGCCAGAAGAACUUGACAAAAGAAACAACUCUUUUGAGAAAAAGCUAGGUUCUUCCAAAGGUUUAUUUUCUAAAAUGUCUCGGAAGAAACAAACUGCUUUGAGUACACCACGUAAAGUGAAAAUAGGAGCAGUAGAAGAUAAUGAUAUUCUGAUCAUAGAUGGUGACAGAGAGUUUCCAGCAGAAAUAUCUUCCAUUUCUGAUUCUGGAACUGAAGACAUGCUUUGGACAGAAAAGUAUCAACCUCAAAAUGCCAGUGAACUCAUAGGCAAUGAGUUAGCUAUAAAAAAGUUACAUAGUUGGUUGAAAGACUGGAAGAGAAGAGCUGAACUGGAAGAAAGACAGAAUUUGAAGGGAAAAAGAGAGGAGAAACAGGAAGAUUUGUCAGAUAGCAAAGACUUUAAAGGCAGUUCAGAUGAUGAGGAAGAGAGUCGUCUUUGCAAUACUGUUCUUAUAACAGGGCCAACAGGAGUGGGAAAAACUGCUGCAGUGUAUGCUUGUGCUCAGGAGCUUGGAUUCAAGAUAUUUGAAGUAAAUGCCUCUUCCCAGCGCAGUGGUAGACAGAUUCUGUCUCAGCUGAAGGAAGCUACUCAGUCCCAUCAAGUAGACAAGCAAGGUGUAAACUCACAAAAACCCUGCUUUUUUAAUAGCUACAACAUAGGCAAGUCACCAAAAAAAUUAAACUCUCCUAAGAAAGUUGUUACUUCACCAAGGAAACUUCCUCCAUCAUCACCAAAAAGUAAUGGGCAGAAGCGAGGAAUUCCCCCUAAAACUUUGGCAAAUUACUUUAAAGUAUCUUCCAAGUCCAAAAAUAAUGAAGAAAUAGGAGAACUUCUGGAAAGUAAUAAAGGAAUUAAAAAUUCUUUGGAACAGAAGCAAAUUACUCAGACUAAAUCUGCAAGUGUACCUAAUUCAAACGUCAAAGAAUUUGGAGCUGAAGAACCCAACAGGAAAAAUGCAACAUCUCUUAUUCUUUUUGAGGAGGUUGAUGUCAUUUUUGAUGAAGAUGCUGGUUUUUUGAAUGCAAUCAAAACAUUCAUGGCAACAACGAAACGACCUGUAAUCCUUACUACAAGUGAUCCAACAUUUAGUUUACUGUUUGAUGGCUGCUUUGAAGAAAUCAAUUUCAGUACUCCUUCUCUGCUAAAUGUUGCCACCUACCUACAAAUGAUAUGUUUAACUGAAAAUUUCAGAACUGAUGUAAAAGACUUUGUAACCUUGUUAACUGCAAAUGGUUGUGAUAUCAGAAAAAGUAUCCUUUACCUACAAUUUUGGAUUAGAAGCGGAGGUGGAUUUUUAGAAGAAAGGCCAUUAUCUCAUUGUCGAGGAAGUAGCAGAAAUAAACAACUAGCUUGCUCUGAAGAUGGCCCUGCUUCCAAAAAUAACACUAGAAAUACCAAAAGCAAUCAUGUGGACCUUCCCAAAUGUGACACUGGCUGUGUUGAGACCUUGUUUGGACUCAAGAACAUUUUUUCCCCAUCUGAAGACUUAUUUUCAUUUUUAAAGCACAAAAUCACUACAAAGGAAGAAUGGCAUAAACUCAUCCAGCUUCUUACAGAAUUCCACAUGCAGGAUGUAGAUUUUUUAUAUAGCAAUCUUGAGUUUAUUCUACCAUUACCAGUUGAUAUCAUUCCAGAAUCAAAAACCAUUUGUGGCUUAUCAAUAAAUGUGGAUGCCAGUGCAGCAAGGAGCAUGAAGUGUCUUGCUAGGAAAUGUACUGAAGGAGAGCGGCCAUUGAAUAAGUCACAGAAAAAGAAACAUAAGAAAAAGAUCGUGACACUAGAUGAUAGUGAUUUAUUUGACAAUGACUUGGACUUUUCUGAAUUUAUUAACCUAUCACCUGCAUCUUCCUCAAAUUUAGAAGAAAACAAGACCAGAGACAGCAGUUCAGGGACAAAGAACCUGAACAAUAGUUUAGAGUCUAGCAUUGAAUCUAUUCCUCAUCCUCCUAAAACACCAGCGGGGAAAAAAAGUUCUGUCCUUGUCUCUCAUUGUUUAAAUUCUCUCACUGAGUUUAUGGAUAACAUGUCCUUCUUGGAUGCCCUUUUAACUGAUAUAAAGGAACAGAAGGAACUUGGGAAAAAUGACUUUCGUUGGACAGAUGGAAUGGUUAAAAGUGGACUUUGUGAUGAGUUUAGUCUUGAGAGUAAUGAUGGAUGGACUUCUCAAAGCUCUAGAGAACUAAAGGCAACUGCAGAAGCUCUUACCUUUACUAAAUGUUCUUCUACUAUUUCAAAAGCAUUGGAAUCCUCCUUGAAUUCUUGCAAGAAAUUAGGAAGAGAUCCAACCAAGGAUCUUACUUUUAGUGUUUCACAAAAGCACAAUAAUGUAUGCUUUAGUCAGUCAGCAAUUGAUUUAGACAGUGCUUGGAAGAGGAUAUCAGUCAUUAAAAGUGUGUUUUCUAGUCGAUCUCUUCUGAACCUGGGUAAUAGACAAGCUAGUGUAAUUGAAUACCUGCCAGUUCUCCGCAACAUCUGUAGGAUUGAGAAGCUAAAAGAACAAGGAAAAAGUAAAAGAAGGUUUCUGCACUAUUUUGAAGGAAUUCAUCUUGACAUUCCAAAAGAGACUGUGAAUACUUUGGCAGCUGAAUUCCCUUAAUAUUCUCCAUUAAUGUCUUGUACAGAUUAUGUGGUCCUUUAGAUGCAUUUUUGUAUUAUGUUGAUUUUCAUGGAAGAGUUUAUUUCUCUUAAUGUACAUUUAAAACAGACUAUUUGUAUUUUUUUAUUGUGCAAAUAUUUAAAGUGAAAAAGUUGGAUUAUAAAUUGUAUAUAUGAUCAUAGUUUUUUUCUGCAUUUUUGUAUAAUCUAGUUUUGCUUUGUUGAUGUUGUUUUGUAUGUGACUGAGCUGUUUAUUGGAAGUAGAGUUCACUAAGAUACUUCUCAAGAUGUUUCAAUACAAAACUAAUCUAUCAUCUUUCCCUUUCCUGUUACCUGUAAUCCAUCCCUUUACAAGUGUCAGUGUUCUGUCAAGUUGUAAAUAUGAAGCACCUAAAUGGUAAUCUUUUUAAAAUAAGUUUACACAAUACAGAACAUAAAAUUAUAUAUGUAAUACUCAACAAUUAACUUCCUAGGAAGAAAAUUAUGCCUCAUUUUCCAAAAACAUAAGAACUUCCUGGUGUUUUUAUCUAGUAUACUCCUUCAGCAUAUUUUACCAUUGAAUAUUGACAAAGUAAAAUCAACAUUCUAAAUUAUAGUUUUCUUAAAUUAUUUUUAGGACCCCCACAUGGGUGCUAUCUUCUAUAUUUUGCCAACUCAAAUCAUUUGCUUUGUAAAUUUUUCUUACAUUUUAUAUAUCUAUUUUGGCCAAGCUGGGGUUCUACCAUAAGGUUUCUACAUAAUAGCUAUUUCUAUUUAAUGUUAAAGUUUGUUUUGUUUUUGCAGUGCCGGGGAUGGAACCCAAGACCUUAGGUAUGCUAGGCAAGUGGUCUACCACUGAGCUACAUCCCCAGCCCGAUUGUUUGAUAAGGAGUCUUGCUAUGUUGGCCAGGCUAGCCCAGAAUUCAUAGGCUCAAGCAAUUGUGCUUCAGCUUCCAAACUAGCUGGUAUUGUAGGCACAUGCUACCAUGCCCAGAAAGGUUGAUUUGGCAGUGGGGAGGGAGUAUAUAUUUUUAUUUUAGUGAUAAGACUUUAAAAUAUCCCAUCACUUGAGAUCAUUUUGCAAUUGGAUAAUCAGGUGUGUUUAAAAUUGCUGUAUCUAUAUUUCAAAUGUUUAUGUUAAUAUUUAGAGAUUUUAGCUGAUGAAUUGUAUUUUUAACUCAAGGAUCCUCAUUUUAUAGUUUUUAAAAGCAUAGAUGCAUACCUGUUUACAAAUGUAUAUGAAGAUGUUUUUACCUUAUUUGUUCAACGUACCUCUUCUUGUAUUGAUUAGUACCGUGAUCUAAUUAAAGGUUAAAGACUUUACAUAGUA
Molecule: messenger RNA, 7965 nt
Organism: Marmota monax (woodchuck)
Lineage: Eukaryota; Metazoa; Chordata; Mammalia; Rodentia; Sciuridae
Gene: Atad5
Product: ATPase family AAA domain containing 5
Exons: 24
Coding region: 970-6657 (1895 amino acids)
Cellular component (GO): nucleus
Molecular function (GO): DNA binding; DNA clamp unloader activity; ATP binding
Source: RefSeq, a predicted model, not a curated record